UGCCCUUUGGGUUUAGUAGUAUUUAAAAUUCAUUUUUCGGAAACACUCCCCAAAAUAUUAAUUUUUGGCAUAAAUAAUGCUAAAAUUUUCUCGAUUUGCAACGGGUAUGCAAAUAACAGGGUAUAUCAGAAAUGCCAUGUUCACAAUGCGCCAGAUGUCGAAGGGGACAAAACCUCCUGAGAAAGGCCCUCCCCCGAAAGGCGCUGCCCCGAAAGACCCACCAGCAAAAGGCCCUCCCGAAAAAAAGAAGCAAGACGAAACGGCCAUUCGAGGGGGCAGUAAAUGCAACCCCAAGAAGAAAUCUGGGGGUGCUCCUGCAGCUGAAGCCGUGAAGAAAAGCUGCGAUGAAUUGCUUAACAAAAAGAGCGAUAAGAAGAAGAAGCAAAAACUAACGGCAAUUCAAGGCGGUGGUCAAUGCGGUCAGAAACGAAAAGAAUCUGCCCACAGUGGAGGAGGCAUGAAGCUCUGGCGAAGCAUAUCCCUCUUCGCCAUCCUGCCAAUGGUGGCCAUACUGACGAUUCUUGUGUUCAGCACACAUAAGGAGCACGAACAUCCAGAGUUUGUGUAUUAUCCAUUCAUGUACAAGCGAACGAAGACGUAUUAUUUCAAAGAUGGCAAUCGAACCGCUUUUCAUAACAGCAAACAGAAUGCUCUGCCACCGGCUGGCUACGAAGAUGAGAUAGAUGAAGGGGGAAUCGGCCAGGAACCAGAGACGGAAAAUGACAAAAAACAACGUCUAAGUGAUUUCCAAAAAUUGCUCAAGGAUUGGAAAAAGCAUGCGGGCGCGGAGUCAGCAGCUGCUGAGUAGCAAAAGAAGAAAUAUCUAAGCCGAAAAAUGGGAGAUGGAAAAUCAGCAAUUAGGGCAACAGAGAAGAGAAUAAUGAUCACAACCAAAAGCCAAAAAGAAGAGAAGAUCAUAAGAGUGGACUACAGAAAUUGCUUCAUCUACAAUGAGGGCGAUGGCAUUCUUGGCUGGAUUCUUUAAAAAACAAAACCAUCAAAGGAGGUUCUUUAAUUCAGAAUUUACACAGGAUUUCUAUCGUUCCUUUGUAAACUCCAUCAAAGCAGGUUUCAUACUCUAGAGAGACUAUUUCAAAAUUCAUUUUUCGGAAUUCAGUCACAAUAAAAUUUUGGUUUUUGGAUUUAUAAAUUAUGCUUCACAAAUUUCGACUCAUAAACCUUUUGCAAAUA
Drosophila miranda is the source of this 1191-nucleotide messenger RNA. RefSeq lists its product as uncharacterized. Lineage: Eukaryota; Metazoa; Arthropoda; Insecta; Diptera; Drosophilidae. Bases 77 to 808 code for a protein of 243 amino acids. The record is from RefSeq and is a predicted model, not a curated record. Gene Ontology annotation, molecular function: enzyme regulator activity. Gene Ontology annotation, biological process: mitochondrial electron transport, cytochrome c to oxygen. The transcript has a single exon. Gene Ontology annotation, cellular component: mitochondrial inner membrane.